AUGGCAAGCCCUACUCCUCAAAACAGCCCAAUGCCUCCACCUCAAGCACCAAGCCCGAUGGGACCACCGUCCCAAAGUCCUGCGCCGUCCCCUUCGCCACACAGUCCGUACCAACAACCACCUCCGCCUUCCCAUCCCGGUCAGAAUCAAGGGCCAACCCAUAUGCAAACUCCUGGUCACCAUGUUCCUCCACAACCGGGUCCUGCGCCAGGAUCACAUAUGUCUAUGCAAGUUCCUCCUACACCACACGGUGGUCAACCACCAAAUCCCCAUGGGCCGCCACCACCACAGCAUCCUUCGCAUUUGAAUGGUCCACCACCACCUGGAUCCGUUGGACCUCAUCAUAUGCCUCCAUCAGGCCCUCAGCAUAUGGCACAACAUCCGCCGCAUCCAGGAAUGGGACAUUCAGUUCCACCACAUCCGGGAAUGCCCGGUCAUCAGGGACAAGGUCCACCCUUACCGCCUGGAAUGGUACCGGGGGGAUAUCCUGGACAUACGCUUCCGCCAAAUACGGGACCUCUGCCACCUGUACCUAUGCAAGGAGCAGGAGGGCCUCCACCAGGGCAAACUUUGGCUCCAGGUACGUCCAAUCCUGGAAUGAUGCCGGGCGCACCACCCCCACCACCUGGGCAGGAAAAUUUGAAUGCACUUCAACGGGCAAUUGAUUCAAUGGAGGAAAAAGGUUUGCAAGAGGACCCUCGUUAUUCGCAGUUGUUAGCAUUGCGCGCUAAUUCAAAACAGCAGAAUCUUAAUGCACCCCAACUGCAUCAGCUUCGCGGACAAAUAAUGGCCUACAGAUUGCUGGUGCGUCACCAGCCGAUUAGUAAACAAUUGGCAUCCCAAAUUUUAGCACAGCGUUCUGAUGGCACUCCACCACAAUGUCCAACGCCACCAGCCAGUCCAUAUCCGAAUGUCUCUGGUGGACCAUCGCCACAAUCGGGAUUGCCCCAGCCACCACAACAGCAGCCUCAUUCUCAACAUCAGCAGCAAGGCGCCCAACAGCAGCAAUCGCAAAUGCCUUCCCAAGGUCCUAACCAAUCCGGAGGGUUAGCUGUUGUAAUGCCGCCAGCUCCACCGGGAAAGCAAACAUCCUUAGGACCACCGGAUGCGCUAGGUACUAGUAAGCCACCUGGUGGCUCUGGUGGAAUGCCACCGAAUCAAAGUCCCUUGCCCGGCAUGGCAAUGGGUGGCCCUCCACAAAUUCCACACGGCCAACAUCAUCAACAACAACAAAUACAAUCCCAGACGCAUUCUGCGCAACCACAUGCGCAUCCACAGCAGCAGCAACAGCAAAUUCUUCCUUCUAUUGGCCAACCUGCGCGCCCUAGCUCGCAAGGGCCAGCAGGCGGACCAGGACCCAGAGCCGCUGCUCAAGCACCAACAAUGCAACCGAUACCGAAGCAAAAUCGUGUAACUACCGUUGCCAAACCGGCUGGAUUGGAUCCGUUAACAAUUCUGCAGGAGCGUGAGAAUAGACUGGCCGCACGUAUAGCUCUUCGUUUAGAAGAACUGACCAAUCUGCCCGCCUCAAUGUCCGAGGAUUUGCGUAUAAAAGCUUUGAUUGAAUUAAGGGCUUUGCGAGUUCUAAACUUCCAGCGCCAGCUGCGUAGCGAAAUCGUGCAAUGCACACGCCGUGACACAACUCUUGAAACGGCGGUAAAUGUAAAAGCUUAUAAGCGCACCAAGCGCCAGGGACUACGAGAAGCUCGCGCCACUGAAAAGCUUGAAAAACAGCAGAAACUUGAAGCGGAACGUAAACGUCGUCAGAAACAUCAGGAAUUUUUGGCAUCGGUGUUACAACAUGGCAAAGAUUUCAAAGAUUAUCAUCGGAAUAACAUCGCUAAAUUAGGCCGCCUAAAUAAGGCUGUCAUGAAUUACCAUGCAAAUGCUGAAAGAGAACAAAAGAAAGAGCAAGAGCGUAUAGAGAAGGAACGUAUGCGUCGGUUGAUGGCAGAAGAUGAAGAAGGAUAUCGUAAGCUCAUCGAUCAAAAGAAAGACAAACGUUUAGCUUUCCUGCUCUCCCAGACGGAUGAAUAUAUCAGCAAUCUCACUGAAAUGGUUAAGCAGCAUAAGGUGGACCAGAAGAAGAAACAAGAUGACGAGAUACAGCGUAAGAAGCAGUUAAAGCGGCACAUUCUCGAAAGUGGGGAUAUCGAACAUUUAGAUGAACACUGUGAAGCGUCGGAUUGCCGUGUAACAGUAAUGGAAACGGCAUCCGGUAAAAUAAUCUCUGGCGAUGACGCACCAUUCCUGCGUGAUCUGCACGGCUGGUUGCAACUUCACCCGGGCUGGGAGUAUGUUAUUUCGGACGGCGAUGCCGAUGACGAUGAAGAGGAAUCAUCAGGUGGUAAGAAAAAGACACCCGAAGAAGAAUUAAGUGAUGAUGCCAAAACGAAGGAAGUCAUUCAAAAAGCGAAAGUUGAGGAUGAUGAGUACAAGACCGAGGAGCAAACGUACUACAGCAUUGCACAUACCGUUCACGAGAAAGUUACAGAGCAAGCAUCAAUUUUGGUGAACGGUAAACUAAAGGAAUAUCAAAUAAAAGGCCUUGAAUGGCUGGUAUCUCUAUUCAACAAUAAUCUGAAUGGCAUUCUUGCCGACGAAAUGGGCCUUGGUAAGACCAUACAAACGAUCGCACUCGUGACGUACUUGAUGGAAAAAAAGAAAAACAAUGGACCAUAUUUGGUAAUUGUACCGCUUUCUACGCUCUCGAAUUGGGUACUGGAAUUCGAAAAAUGGGCCCCAGCGGUUGGAGUGGUCGCCUACAAGGGUUCACCGGCUGGCCGUCGGGCUGUUCAAAAUCAGAUGAAAGCUACCAAAUUCAAUGUACUACUGACAACCUACGAGUACGUUAUCAAAGAUAAGGCGGUACUAGCUAAGAUCUCGUGGAAGUACAUGAUUAUUGAUGAAGGUCAUCGAAUGAAGAAUCAUCAUUGUAAACUGACACAGGUGCUCAACACGCAUUAUAAUGCCCCGCAUAGGUUGUUGCUUACGGGCACACCAUUGCAAAAUAAGCUUCCCGAGCUAUGGGCGCUGCUUAACUUCUUGCUACCAUCAAUUUUCAAGUCAUGCUCGACCUUCGAACAAUGGUUCAAUGCACCUUUCGCAACGACGGGCGAAAAAGUGGAGCUAAACGAAGAAGAAACAAUCCUUAUCAUUCGUCGUCUGCACAAAGUUUUGCGACCGUUCUUGUUACGUCGUCUAAAGAAAGAGGUCGAAUCGCAACUACCAGACAAGGUGGAAUAUAUCAUCAAGUGUGACAUGUCCGGCCUGCAGCGUGUGUUGUAUAAGCAUAUGCAGAGCAAGGGAGUCUUGCUUACUGACGGCUCAGAGAAAGGCAACAAGGGUAAAGGAGGUGCAAAGGCUCUGAUGAACACGAUUGUACAAUUGCGAAAACUUUGUAAUCAUCCAUUCAUGUUCCAACACAUCGAAGAAAAAUAUUGUGAUCACAUCGGUGUACAAGGAACAGUAACUGGCCCGGAUCUGUAUCGAGCAUCUGGCAAAUUUGAACUUCUCGAUCGUAUUCUUCCAAAAAUGAAGGCUACCGGACAUAGAGUGUUACUUUUCUGUCAGAUGACUCAGUGCAUGACGAUCAUAGAAGACUAUCUUUCCUGGCGCGGGUUUGGAUACCUGCGAUUGGAUGGUACCACAAAAUCCGAGGAGCGUGGGGAUUUAUUGAAAAAAUUCAACUCGAAAAAUUCUGAUUAUUUUCUUUUCCUCCUCUCAACUCGUGCUGGUGGGCUCGGACUGAAUCUACAAACGGCAGACACAGUGGUGAUAUUCGAUUCCGAUUGGAAUCCCCAUCAGGAUCUGCAGGCUCAGGAUCGGGCUCACCGUAUCGGACAACGAAAUGAGGUACGAGUACUUCGGCUCAUGACGGUCAACUCAGUAGAGGAACGUAUUUUGGCCGCAGCGCGUUACAAGCUAAACAUGGACGAGAAGGUCAUACAGGCUGGCAUGUUCGACCAAAAAUCGACGGGCAGCGAACGGCAGCAGUUCCUGCAGAGCAUACUUCACCAGGACGAGAUGGACGAAGAGGAAGAAAACGAGGUGCCAGAUGACGAGAUGAUCAAUCUCAUGAUUUCACGUACGGACGAUGAGUUGGAACUAUUCAAAAAAAUGGAUGCCGAAAGAAAAGCAGAGGAAGUGAAACCACGGCUCCUGGAUGAAGCCGAACUACCUGAUUGGUUGGUGAAAGAUGAUGAAGAAGUUGAUCGGUGGGAUUACGAGGAAGAAACAUCGAUUUUAGGGCGUGGAUCUCGUCAACGAAAGGAAGUUGACUACACCGAUAGCCUCACGGAAAAGGAAUGGUUAAAAGCUAUAGACGACGGUGCCGAUUUUGAUGAAGAGCUCGAAGAAGAAGAGCGUGAAAAAAAACGAAAGGGUCGCAAACGGAAGGGUCGCGGAAGAGACGAUUCAGAUGAUGAAAGUAUAGUUUCGACGAUGACAAAGCGCAAAAAGGGAAUUACUGAUCCCAAAAUAAGGAAGCAGAUGAAGAAAGUAUUGAAGGCAGUAAUUAAGUACACCGACGCCGACGGUCGUGUCUUAAGUAAACCAUUUCUCAAGUUGCCCUCGAGGCGCGAUUUGCCAGAUUAUUAUGAAGUGAUCAAGAAACCGAUAGACAUAAAGAAAAUUUUGGCCCGCAUAGAAGAGGCAAAGUACGUAGAUUUUGCCGACUUGGAAAAUGAUUUCUUCCUGCUAUGUCAAAAUGCCCAAACAUACAACGAAGAAGCGUCACUUAUCUACGAAGACAGUCUCGAACUUCAAUCGGUGUUCAGCAAUGCUAAAGCAAAGAUAUUAGAUAACCAUGAAGAAGAGGAAUCUAACGAAGAAGAAGAAGAAGAAUCGGACGAAGAAGGUGGCAGUGUAAAGAUGAAACUGAAGAUAUCUAAAGGAACGACUUCAUCCACCUCAACAGCAAAGAAGGCCACUCCAGUUCGAAGAAAACGUGCACAAAAAAAAUAUACUAUCUCUGAUGAUGAUGAUGAUAUUGAUUAAACGCGCAGAAAGCAACAUACGUUUUUUUUGAAUAGCAGAUAAAUUUACUAUCGAUGUACAGCAACGGAAUUCUUACUACAGACAGCGUAUUCUUCCGCCAUGGAGGAAAUAGUAACGUUUAGUACAGGACAUUAAAAAUGUAACAGAUACACAUCCUUGGUAGAAUAUUCAUCCGCAAAGGAACACUAGCAUUUAACAAUAUAUUGUUUUGCGUGCUAAACGGACCUCACACUGCUGCACGACAAACAACGUAGCUCGUUCAACCCUUGACAGAGAGCUUCGUUCUUUGCUUCGAAUUGACAAUUCCGUAUACUUCGUAUUUUGUUUAACCAAGUGCGUGUAUUUGUGUUUCUAUACUUCUGUUGGGAUGCUUAAACGUCUAGUGAGUAAAAGCACUCAUCGACAAUGCUGCCGCAUUAUUAUUACUAUUGUAGACCCACAUUUGCUGAUCGGCAUUAGAUUCAAUUAAGUGUAAUAUAAUAAUACAUCGUAGAAAUAAACUAAUUCGUUGUUUUAAUUUAAAUACAUAAAUCCGAUAUAAAAUACAUGUAUUGAUUGAAUAAAAAAGGAGCAACGAUAUCGUAAUAAAAGCAGAAAAGAUUUUGCGUAAUCUUAGGUAUAUAAAGCUGCAAGCUGUUAUCAAUGAACAAAAUUAUAUCAAUCUUCAAUUA
Messenger RNA from Anopheles nili, 5669 nucleotides. It is a transcript of the gene brm, whose product is annotated as ATP-dependent helicase brm. Bases 1 to 4998 code for a protein of 1665 amino acids. The record is from RefSeq and is a predicted model, not a curated record. Gene Ontology annotation, cellular component: nucleus. Gene Ontology annotation, biological process: positive regulation of transcription by RNA polymerase II. Gene Ontology annotation, molecular function: transcription factor binding; DNA binding; ATP-dependent chromatin remodeler activity. NCBI's taxonomy places the organism in Eukaryota, Metazoa, Arthropoda, Insecta, Diptera, Culicidae. The transcript has 3 exons.